Messenger RNA from Trichoderma breve, 1608 nucleotides. RefSeq names its product cytochrome p450 domain-containing protein. The transcript is spliced from 5 exons. NCBI's taxonomy places the organism in Eukaryota, Fungi, Ascomycota, Sordariomycetes, Hypocreales, Hypocreaceae. Gene Ontology annotation, molecular function: oxidoreductase activity, acting on paired donors, with incorporation or reduction of molecular oxygen; iron ion binding; heme binding. The record is from RefSeq and is a predicted model, not a curated record. The coding region runs from base 1 to 1608 and encodes 535 amino acids.
AUGGAAGUGUUCAAGACCAUUUCUUCACUGGCCGCCGGCCAUCCCGUCGCAUUUGCUCUGUGGUCAUUGGUGUCUGCAUUUGCCUUUCAAGUCCUCCAACGAGGAUACCGACACCGCCGGUUUUACCGGAAUCUGCCUGGACCACCACACAGCGCUCUAUGGGGUCAUCUAAAGGUCUUGGGCGAGGUCUCUGCGACGAUUCCCCAAAACUCGCACCCUCAGGCAUACUACACGGAAAUUGCCAGAAAGUAUAACCUCGAAGGCAUAUUUUACCUCGACUUGUGGCCAAUUGCGGACUCAAGCGUUGUUCUGACAGAUCCAACGCUUAUGGAAGAGGUCACAGUGCGGAACCCUCUCCCGCAGCACACAAUGGCUGAAGCUUUUCUAUCCCCCAUCAUCGGCCCCAAUGUGAUCGCAACCGUCAAUGGCCCCGUUUGGAAGAGACUGCACAAUGCCAUGGCUCCAGCAUUCUCAUGGUCUCACAUACGCACUCUAACUGCCGUCAUGGUUGAUGAGUGCGCCUUGUACCGUGCCGCCCUUGCGAAAUAUGCCAAAUCUGGAGAAGUCUUCUCCGUCGAAGAGCUGUCCGCAAGGCUCAUCUUUGACGUCAUUGGUCGUGUUGUCUUCAACUUCCGUCUUCAUGCUCAGACAGCCGACAGCCCGUACUUAAAUGACCUUAGGGAAUUAGUUGACCUCGCCCACAACCAAACAGAUCUGGUUGCAAGCUACAACCCCAUCGCACGAGUGGCAAAGUGGUGGAAGAAACGCAAGGUCCUGGGCAGACUUCAUCCUUUAAUCCUCGGCAAAAUUAAGGACAGCAUUCUAGAUCUGAUGCUCCGAGAACAUAUACUGCAAUCUGAAUCGAGCGGUGGAGGUAAAACAGCAAAGCAAAUUAGUCUAUCAGACACGGAUACCCAGCUGCUUCUGACUAACAUUAAGGGAUUGCUUCUUGGUGGUCAUGGUACUACCACUGACAGCUUAUGCUACAUUCUCAUGCUUCUGUCACAAGCUCCAACAGCGCUUAGAAAAAUGCGACAAGAGCACGAUGACGUCUUCGGCAAAGACUUUGAUGGUACUGUAGAAUUGCUACUAGACACACCAGCAAAGCUUCAGGAUCUUCCAUAUACAGACGCUAUCAUCAAGGAGUCCCUCCGCUUGUUCCCAGUGGGCUUCACAGUUAGGGAAGCAGAUGCCGGUGCCAAGCUUACAGUUCAAGGUAAGAGGUAUCCAAUUGAUAGGCACCAGGGUGUUGUCUUGAAUGGCCACGAUAUCCACUAUAACUCGGGCUUCUUCCCGAACCAUACCGAGUUUCGCCCUGAGCGUUGGUUAGAUUCAGAAGAAGGAGUUCCACGGUCGUAUUUCAGGACUUUUGGUCGUGGGCCCCGCGCAUGUCUGGGACAGAACCUCGCCAUGAAUGAGCUCAAGGUCAUUUUACUAAUGAUCGUUCGUGAUUUUGAGUUUGAGUGUGCUGGCCUCGAACCAAAUGCAAAACCGAAGACGUCGUAUACAAACCUCGAUACAAUUUUUGGGGAUAUCAUCUUCCAGGAAUUGGGAAUAGAAGCAAGGCCGAGGGGAGGGAUGAUGAUGACAGUCAAGAGGAAUAUAUGA